Theobroma cacao (cacao) is the source of this 848-nucleotide messenger RNA. Its product is annotated as ATP-dependent Clp protease ATP-binding subunit CLPT2, chloroplastic. The record is from RefSeq and is a predicted model, not a curated record. NCBI's taxonomy places the organism in Eukaryota, Viridiplantae, Streptophyta, Magnoliopsida, Malvales, Malvaceae.
UAUCCGCAAUUUUCCUCAUAUCCAAACCCUUUAUUCUAGUUUCUAGCCAAAAAAAAAAAAUGGCAGCUACCCACUGUCUCUCAAAACCAGCAACGGUCACUCCAGUUAUCACCCAAUCCGAAAACAAAUCAAAACCCAGUUCAUCUUCUUCAUUUCUAAAGCCCCACGGUCUACAAAGUCCAUGGCUUGGCAUCAAACUUUCUCUUCGAUCAUCAAAACCUAGACCCCACUUGCCCAACCACCGCCCCAUCACUGCCACUGUCUCCUUUAGCCUCCCCACUGCGAAGCCAGACAGGGUUGCUUCCACUGAGAAAGUUCCCAAAUGGUCAAGGAGGGCAAUAAAGUCAUUUGUUAUGGCUGAGUUGGAAGCGAGGAAGCUCAAGUAUCCUACUACUGGAACUGAGGCUUUUCUCAUGGGCAUUUUGAUUGAAGGGACUAGUCUGGCUGCAAAGUUUUUGCGUGCAAAUGGAAUCACACUUUUCAAGGUGCGUGAAGAAACUGUCAAAGUACUAGGAAAGGCUGACAUGUACUAUUUCAGUCCUGAGCAUCCUCCUUUAACAGAAGCUGCUCAAAGGGCCCUUGAUUGGGCUGUUGAUCAGAAACUAAAAUCUGGUGAUGAUGGGGAAGUUACAACAACUCAUCUGCUUCUUGGCAUUUGGUCUGAAGUGGAAUCACCUGGUCACAAGAUAAUGACAGCUCUUGGCUUCAUAGACGAGAAGGCCAAGGAACUUGCUUCUUUAAGUUCUGAACCUGAAUCUUAGAUGGGUAAUACUUGCCUUUGGCACUCAUUGUGAGAUGUAAUUCUUUUAAUUAGUGAAUGAUCAAUCUAUGCAUCCUUUUAGUCAUGA